CCAAGUGGGUGGGACGUUGUAGCUUAUUAAGCUUUACUUUCCCAGACCAGGACGCUCUACCCUUUUGUCGGGCACCACAGAGUAAAUUGUCUCCAGGACAGGUAAGCUUUCUGCACCUCCAGUUUGGAAAUCUAUACUCUUUCUACAAUGGCAGCGAUCGGAAACCGUGGAACAGUGACUGAGGCGGCUGGGUUUGACCCAGAGGCAGAUGCCCAGAGGCUUAGAGGAGCCAUGAAGGGAGCUGGCACUGAUGAGGCAGCCGUCAUCGAUGUCCUAUCACACCGUACUAUUGCCCAAAGGCAGCGCAUCAAAGAGGCCUUCAAACAAGCAGUUGGGAAGGACCUGGCCGAUGAGCUGUCGUCGGAGCUCAGUGGGAACUUCAGGAGUGUCGUUCUAGGUCUGCUGAUGCUGGCACCUGUGUACGAUGCUUAUGAGCUGAGAAAUGCAAUGAAGGGGGCUGGAACAGAAGAGGCGUGUCUCGUCGAUAUUCUCGCUUCAAGGACGAACGCUGAAAUAAAAACCAUCAAUGCGUUCUACAAGAAAGAAUAUGGAAAGGACCUGGAAGACGCCGUGUGUGGAGACACAUCUGGAAUGUUUCAGAGGGUUUUGGUCUCUUUACUCACAGCUGGACGAGAUGAAAGCGAUAAAGUGGACGAGGCUCAGGCUGUUCUAGAUGCCAAGGAAAUCUACGAGGCUGGUGAGGCUCGAUGGGGCACAGACGAGGUUAAAUUCCUCACGGUGCUUUGUGUGAGGAACCAAAACCAUCUGUUACGAGUGUUCCAGGAGUAUCAGAAGAUUUCUGGAAGAGACAUCGAGGACAGCAUUAAGAGGGAGAUGUCCGGCUGUCUGGAGGACGUCUUCCUGGCCAUAGUGAAAUGCAUGAGGGACAAGCCAGCAUUCUUUGCGGAGCGAUUAUACAAAUCAAUGAAGGGGCUGGGCACCACAGACAGUGUCCUCAUCAGAAUAAUGGUUGCCAGGGCUGAGAUUGACAUGUUGGAUAUUAAGGCGCAGUUCCUGAAGAUGUAUGGCAAGACUCUCUACUCCUUCAUCAAGGGAGACACAUCUGGUGACUACCGCAAAAUCCUGCUGGAGCUGUGUGGAGGCGAGUAAAAGAAACAGAGCAAUCGCCAGCUAUGUCUCUACUCUGCAGACCACAUCAUGAGCUUUUUGUUGUUGUUGACCUCUUCUCUGUGUCCUAUCUUUUCUUCUUCCAUUGCCUUAACAUUUCACUGAUUGACCACAGUGCCUUGUUUUACUGUUUGUAAUACCAAUUAAACCAAAGACCAGUGACCUUUUACACACA
Seriola dumerili (greater amberjack) is the source of this 1303-nucleotide messenger RNA. It is a transcript of the gene anxa4, whose product is annotated as annexin A4. Gene Ontology annotation, molecular function: calcium ion binding; calcium-dependent phospholipid binding. The coding region runs from base 148 to 1110 and encodes 320 amino acids. The record is from RefSeq and is a predicted model, not a curated record. The transcript has 13 exons. Gene Ontology annotation, biological process: negative regulation of coagulation. Gene Ontology annotation, cellular component: cytoplasm. Lineage: Eukaryota; Metazoa; Chordata; Actinopteri; Carangiformes; Carangidae.